Molecule: messenger RNA, 258 nt
Organism: Strongylus vulgaris
Lineage: Eukaryota; Metazoa; Nematoda; Chromadorea; Rhabditida; Strongylidae
Source: the annotation of a GenBank genome assembly
AUGGCUUCCCGGUCAACAUGCAUCUUCUGUCCCCUCGAACAAAAUACCGAUGGAUGUAUGAUGGACACACGUCUGGUCGCUGUCACCACUACUCCGACCGCGUCUCGAGAGCAAUGCGAGUGGCAGCACUCGCACUAUGUGAAAAAUGCCUCAAACCUAGGCAUGAAAGCAGAUGCGAUGUCUGCUGCUCGAAUUGUGGCAAAGAUCACGAAUCCUUCCUCUACCCCAAUAGAUAAGGGCCAUCAUAUCGGAAUGUAA